Molecule: messenger RNA, 6163 nt
Organism: Rhincodon typus (whale shark)
Lineage: Eukaryota; Metazoa; Chordata; Chondrichthyes; Orectolobiformes; Rhincodontidae
Gene: mapkbp1
Product: mitogen-activated protein kinase binding protein 1
Exons: 30
Coding region: 43-5058 (1671 amino acids)
Molecular function (GO): protein binding
Source: RefSeq, a predicted model, not a curated record
GGGUGGCUGAGGGAGCAGGAGAAGAAAGAGGGUUGAGAAACCAUGGCUGAGCUGGGGACGGCCAACAUCACGACCAGGAUUAAGAAGCUGCUCCGCUCCCCGUCUCUCAAACUGCGGAGGAGCAAACAGCAAACAGCGGGCGGGCACCUCGCCGACAAGGUGACCUUGGAGAAGGUGCUGGGCAUCACAGUCUCUGGAAGCAGCGGACUUGCAUGUGACCUGAAGACUGGGCUUGUAGCUUACCCCUCUGGGUGUGUGGUUGUACUGUUUAAUCCCAAGAAGAACAAGCAGCACCAUAUACUGAAUGGAUCAAGGAAAACCAUCACAGCGGUGGCCUUUUCUCCAGAUGGCAAGUACCUGGUCACGGGUGAGAAAAAUGUUGUCGUGGCAGCCAAUAAGGUCUCAAGCAAGGUGACAGCUGUGUCGUUCUCCGAGGAUAGCAGCUAUUUUGUCACUGCUGGUAACAGACAUAUCAAGUUCUGGUACCUGGAUGCGUCCAAAUCCUCUAAGGUCAAUGCCACGGUGCCUCUGCUGGGUCGGUCAGGCCUGCUGGGCGAGCUGCGUAACAACUUCUUCAGCGACGUGGCGUGCGGGUGCAGCAGGAAGGCCGACAGCACGUUCUGCAUCACCACCUCGGGCCUCCUGUGCGAGUUCAGCGACAAGAGGCUCCUGGACAAGUGGGUGGAGCUGCGGACCACAACAGCCAACUGCUUAUCGGUCAGUGAGGACUUUAUCUUCUGCGGCUGUGCUGAUGGGACAGUGCGACUUUUUAACCCCGCAAACCUCCAUUUCAUUGCCACGAUGCCCAAACCACAUCACCUGGGCAUGGACAUUGCAGCUGCCACAGAACCCAGCCACCUAUUCUCAAACAGAGCAGAUGCCAAGUACCCAGACACCAUUGCACUGACCUAUGACCCCACGAACCGCUGGCUGUCGUGUGUGUACAAUGACCAUAGCCUGUACGUGUGGGAUGUCAAGGACUUUAAGAAGGUUGGGAAGGUAUACUCUGCCCUUUACCAUGCAUCCUGCGUUUGGAGUGUUGAGGUCUAUCCAGAAGUGGAGGACAGCAAUCGAGCGUGCCUCCCUCCAGGCUCCUUCAUCACCUGCUCGUCUGACAAUACCGUCCGUCUCUGGAACACGGAGGGAUCCAGCACCCACGGGACCUCGCUGCAUCGUAACAUGGUCAGCAAUGAUUUGCUGAAGAUUCUCUACAUGGACUGCAAUACGUCGACACUGCUGGAUGUGGAGAACAGUUUGGCGGGAGGCUCUGACAAACCGGAUGGCCAGGCUGCCGAGAUGAAGACUGGAAUCAGAACACUGUGUGUGAGCCCUGAUGGACAACAUAUGGCAUCCGGAGACCGGGCUGGGACUCUGAGGGUCCAUGAUCUCCAGCUACUGAGAGAGCUCCUUCAAGUGGAAGCCCAUGAUUCGGAGAUCCUGUGUCUCGAAUACUCCAAACCAGAGACUGGUAUGAAGUUGCUGGCAUCUGCCAGCCGAGAUCGCCUGAUCCAUGUGUUAGAUGCAGAGAAUGAUUACAGUUUGCUGCAAACCCUGGAUGAGCAUUCUUCCUCCAUCACUGCUGUCAAGUUUUCAGGUACUUGUGUGUGUGUGUGUGUGUGUGUGUGUGUGUAUGUUGCUACAGCUGAAGGCACGCGGUUCACCCGAACCCACCACGUUGUUCGAAAGACAACGCUGUACGACAUGGAUGUGGAUUCCACCCACAAAUACGCUGCCAUUGGUUGUCAGGACAGAAGCAUUCGGAUAUUUAACAUCAGCAACGGGAAACAGAAGAAGCUGUAUAAGGGAUCUCAGGGAGAAGAUGGGACCCUCAUCAAGGUGCAGAUCGAUCCCUCGGGGUUCUUCAUUGCGACCAGCUGCUCCGAUAAGAACCUCUCCAUCUUUGACUUCUACUCGGGCGAGUGUAUUGCAACCAUGUUUGGCCACUCCGAGGUCGUGACAGGAAUGAAAUUCACCAACGACUGUAAACAUCUCAUCUCUGUGUCGGGAGACAGCUGUAUAUUCAUCUGGAGACUGAGCUCGGAGCUGACAAUUAACAUGAGGCAGAGGCUGGCAGAGAUCAAGCAGAAGGAAAAGAAGCAAGCAAAGACACCUCCACAAAAGCAUUCAAGCCCAAACAGACGAGAAACGUUCGAUGUAGCUGCUCAGACAGCUAUGUCCUCUGACAGUGAGAAGGAAGCGGAGGAUGAUGGAAAUGAGGAGGACGAAGGACACUGUGAGGCUUCUGCACACAUCACACCAAAGCGAGGCAUCACCAAUGUGGCGAAUGAUAUCCCCACAAGGAUACAGUAUACCGGGAGCAUGAAGAGUCUGUACAACUGGGAGAACAGUAAGACAGACGACGUGCCAAUCCGGCCGGACUCGGUGCACAGUCAUGUCCCUCGACCGCGAGGCCGAUGGUCCCGACGCAGCAACAACAACAACAACCUGGAGCUGAGUGUGAAGUCGAUGUUGGACCUUCGAAACCUGGACUCUUUCUCCUUCUCACCGCUGAUGGGCUCCGGGCCCCGGGCUGGAACGGCGCCGUCCGGGAGCACCGUUCCUGAGGAAUCCAGUGAGCGCGAGCGCCGUGUCCGGGUCAGCAUAGAAACCCUGCUGAGCGACAUAGAGGAGCAAGAGUUGAUGGACGCACACAGCUCGGGCUUUGUCAGGCCCUGCGGCGUCUCGAUCCCCACGUGUGAGGAAGGCAUAUUCAGUCAAGAGCUGGAGACACCCGAGGUCGAAGAGCGUACCAUCUACCCGGUGCACACCGGGAGCUCUGGUGAGACGGAGGGUGAAUACCAGGUGAAGGAGCUGCAGCACCGGAGGCAGGAGAAGGUUUACCGUAGCCACGGCCUCCCAGAGAAGCACAGCCCCGACAGUGCCUGCUCUGUGGAUUAUUCCAGCAGCCACUUCUCCAGCCCCGAGCAUCCUCACGAAGAUUCCGAGUGUACAGAGCCACUGAGUGUGGACGGGAUCUUCUCGGACAUGGAGGAAGAAGAGGAGGAGCUGAGCGGGAGCUACCUGCGCGAGACAGCAGUGCCAAGAACGCCAGACCAGGAGCAGUUCCUGAAGCAACAUUUUGGGACCCUGGCUGAUGAGAGUGUUGGAGUGAAAACUGACCAUCGACUGGACCACCCGAAGCCUUUGUUUGCAAAGGAGACUGAAGAGCUGCUGAACCCUCGGCUCAGUAUUUCGGCAAGAUUCCUGUCUCAGUCGCUGGCAUCCAGCUUCAGAAACUCUCCAGAUCUUAGUUCCAAGUCCCUCCAGCAGAGUGAGGCCAGAUCCAAACAAUUAACAUUCCCUGGCUCAAACCGAGGACUAGGAGGAGGAGAGGCCUUCAAACUGAAGACUGACGAUGGGCGAGAAUUUCAGAAGCAAGAGGACUUGAAAAACGACCGGAAUGGCGAUCAGAAACCACUAGAUGAUCUUGCAGCAAACUUCAUUUCAGCGUCGAAUUCCGUCCCAGGGAGAAUCCCGGUGAAAGUCCCAUUUCGAGCCGAGUCCAGCGCUGUUCCUGACAGGUCAAUGUCCAUCCGAGCGAUGUGCAGCCAGAGGAAACGGAACCCGGCUGUAGAAUCCCGGAAAGUGUUCACCGGAUCAGUGAAGGCACAGUCGGCAUCAGCUCAUCCAAGUCCAGCUGUAUCACCAAGUCCGACCAUGAGAAAAUCCCAAUCUGUUCACGACCUCAUUCACGAAGUUUACCCAAUGGAUAUGGCAUCUAAUAUAACGUCAUCCGAGAAGCUACACUCUCACUCAUUGACUGUAACUGAGAAAGACGUCAGGGUCAACCAAAGACGAACCUUGCCCUUAGUCCCCAGUAGAGUGGAAGGCCCAGCAUCAUCGCUGGCAAAGGACUGCCCUCAGGGAAAGAGCGCCAAACAGAAGUCCUACAUGAACCCAACCACCAGCUCGAUGGCCAAGAUGUCGCGCAGCGUGUCAAUGGGAGACAGCCUGAACUUCACAGAGAAUGGCGAGGAUCAGUCAAUCACUGAAAAGACUAUGAGCGGGCAGUGCUUGGAAACAUCGCCCAGGACUUCACCUCUGGUGACUGUGGACGCCGUGAACGAAAUCUCUCACAAGCAGGAGAUGACCAAACAGAACGGGAAGGAGGCAGUCAGCUCCAAGCCAGUGUUGCAGCCAUCAGGAGGUUUGACGGUUCCUUCUGGCCCGAGCCCUCAGGCUAAAUUGAGCCUCGGCACUCGGGCGAACCUAUUCCUUGAUCUUCCCAAGCCACUGCCGGAUAGACCCUCUCUGACUUCGUUCUCGCCGUCGGUCAGGGCGAAGUCUUGCUGUGAGAUUGAGCCCUUCAAGUCAUCUGUUUUGGCCAACGGAGGAACAAAAUGGAAGCCUUCCUUUGGCGAUGGCCAUAGGGACGGCCAAGAGAAAAAGGCUGAGAGCGUUUCCACGCCCAGACAGGAGACCUCUGCUCCACUGGAACGCCAGUCACUAGGGCAGUGCCACCAGGAGUCACAAAUAGGGACAGCUCCUCAAUUUCCAUGUCAGCAAGCGUCUUCCGUCUGGUUGCAUGCUAACUCUGAGUUCAGAGGUACCAGGCUUGUUACCGACCCCUCGGACUCUUUACCCAACAUUCCAGUGUCAGGUGUCCAAACGGUGACUGUUUCCGCACCAGCAACAAUUCCUUCUGCCUCUCCCAAGACUGCAGCGAAGGAGCCAGGUCCCAAUGUCAGUGUUCAGAGCUGUAAACUCCUGGCAAGUGAGCUGCAGAACUGCUUAGAGAGAGCCCUGACCCUUUACCGGACUGUAGUCAACAAUAAGGACUCCUCAGACGAGAACUGCCAAAUGGCCGCCAUUCUCUCAGAGACAUUUUCUUUAGUCAGGAAACAAUUGGAGUGUCUCCAACAUCCAGGACUGGGGCCUGGGUCACCUCUCCUGGGGCCAGGCCUGGUGGCUUGUGCCUCUUGCCCAGCAAAGAGUGACUCCUUUGAGGAUGAGAAGACCCUCGCCCUGCUCGAGCAGUAUUCUGAACGUUUACUCCAAGCUGUGGAGCGAAGGAUGGACCAUAAACAGCCGGGAGGGAAGGGAACUUCAGGACUGUGAAUUGGGGUCACUGAGACUUUGUACAGAAGGCCACAAUUAGUGGCAAUUGCAGGCUCUUGGACAAGUGUCGCAUCUGUUACAGAUUGCCAUACCUACGUCUGUUCGCUGGAUGGUUCCCCCACAGCGUGGUGAUGAGCCAGAGAUUUCGGGGCAUUGGCGGGAUUGAUUCCUGGUCUCAGACCGCAGCCGGGCCAAAGGGCAAAACGGGCUGAGACGUACAAUUGGCCUUGUGUUUCCCUGAUCGGGGUGGAGGACAGGUGCCGGAGGGUGUGAUCACGUCCAGACGUGGUCUACCCUCCACCGCGUGGGAAUUUCUCCCCACUUCCCCACCUGGCGCCACCCUUCAACGCUCCGGACGCCCAGCCCCAAAAAAGCAACAGAAGGCAGGCAUGGAGCCAUGCGUCAGCUUUACUGUGAAAGGCUUGGAGAAACGCAGCGUGAUCUGACCCCUACAAGGGGAGUGAGGGUGGGUGGUCUGCACGCCGAGGUGCUGGGAACGUGGGUGCAUUCUGCCCGCGGUGCCCAGCUGAGUUGGCGUAUUCUUCCUCUGGUACAGGGAGUAAGGCCAGCUUCUCUCAGAGCAACCUUCCACCCUUCACUGCCUUCAUGGGGAUUUAUUUGUACACUUUUCUAACAACGUCGCCCCGUUUGGGUGUGACGAUGGAUCGCUUGGGACCAUCCGAAUUUUUGAGUAUUUUAAAUGUGAAGAACGAAAGAGACUCCUACCUGGACCGUGACAAGAAUAUUGGGACAUUGUGGUCUAGUAUGUGCAUGAAGGUUCCUUGCAUGGUGCAUCGCGAUGAUGCAGAUCAAUGGUGCAUGCUGAAGGUCAUUUCAGACACUUUUUAAACUGUGUUCAAACCGUUGUCUAUGAAGAUCAGUUCCAAUGUAUUUUAUAAUGGAGGUUCAGUCUUCAUUCCUCUAAUGGGCUACCAAACUAAUUUUUAAGCUGGUUGCUGUGAAAUGUUUCUUUUCUCCCUGUGUGUUUCUUGUAAUGUAAGUGAUUGUUUUUACCUGUUUUUUUGCCACAGUGUUUGUACAACAUGUUGGUCACGUCUUAAAAUAUUUGCAAUAAAAGCCCAACAUUUGGGAGGGAAGUCUUGGA